AUGACGGACGUUUCAACGGAUCAGCCAGCCGACUCGACCACGUCGUCGCAAGAGCUUCUGCUCGACGGUCUUUCGCUCCCCGCUCUCUUCGACAAGGCUUACGAUGCUCACUCUAGAGCCGAUUCGGAGACAGUUCCACCGGAUGAAUUGGAGGUCGCGAUAAAGUACCUGGCGGAAUGCACCUCGCGCAUCCGGCAUCUCGCUCUCUUCUCGUCCAAUGAGGAGAUCGACGACGUCGCCACCGGAGACAUUAAAUACCUCCUGGUGCCAUGGCUGCACGCGGAUUUACUGCAGCGCGUCCCCGCAUUUCCGACCGCACCCGCGCCAUCGGCUGCCGCUGCCGCUGCAGCCGGCCCCGGUUCUUCCACCAUGCGCCCCUCCGCAUCCCCAGUGGCCAUCGCCUCUGCACGCACCGCCGCUCUCCGCUCCUCUCUCCAACACCUUGCUUCAUUUCUUGACUCCAUGGAUCGCCUGCGAGUGCCACUGGAGUCAGAGCGGUCGGACGUGGUGCGUGCACACGCCCUCGCAGCCUCUACAGCAGGCAGUGGUGGGAAUGGGAAUGGCAAUGGCAAUGGCAAUGGUUCAGAGGUGAAGGAUCUGGACGCUACCGCCAAGAGGGCGCUCAAGGUGCAGCGAUUCAAGCGCGAGCGCGAGCUGAAGGGGCGGCUGGAGGCCAUUCGGCGGCGCAAGGCGGAGCGGCAGCAGCGCGUGCGCAAGGCACGCCCGGGGGCGGGCGCACAGGCAGACGCAGGGGAGGACGCGAGUGCGGACGGUGCUGCUGUGGGGAGUGGCCUGGAGGAUGACGAUGAUGAUGACGAGGUUGAUGAGAGGGAGGCAUGGAUGCUGGCGCUGCGGCUUGCCAUUGUGAAGGCAAUGGAUCUUGUGGACUCACUCGCUCGUGAGAGACAAAUGCUGCAUGAGGCGGCUUCUGCUGAUUACAAAUUCCAGUCGGACCGCUCUGGAACAACCGCCAACCCCUUUGCACCAGAGGCACUGGACGACCGCCUGCGCAAGAGAGAGGGCUCCCACCGCGCUGCUGCUGCUGCAGCCGCCGCUGCUGCUGCAGGCGGCAGGCAGCUAGUCCCCCCGCAAGCCAUUGCCUGCGCCACUCUCGCGCAAGACGUGAUCGAAGGCCGUGUGCCCCGUGAGGAGAUAGCCAACCACCGCCACACCGCACCCAUGGUUUUCGGCCCUAUGAGCCUCAUGAGCGCGGCUGCUAAACGGGGGCCGGGGAGUGGGAGUGUGCUGGGGGGGAUUACGGGGAGUAUGUCUGGUAGUGGCUCUGCUGCUGCUCGGGACCCUCUGGCUUCGCUGCGGGUGUUUCAGCCGAGCCAUAGCGUUGCGAGGAUGAGUAUUGAGGAGGCGGGGGAGAGGGAGAUGGCGAUGAUGGCUGCUUGGAAGGAGCGGACACGGAAGGAGAUGGAGGAGCAGGGUAUGAUUGUGAGGGAGGAUGAUGGGAAGGGGCAGGGGAAGGGAGAAGAUGGGGAGGAUGAGGUGGAUGAGGAGGAGGAGGAGAGGCGGAUGGGUGGGAGGUAUUUGGAUGAUGAGGAGGAUGUGGAUAAGGCAAGGAAGUGGGAUGAUUACACUGAUGACCAUCGGCGCGGGCCCGGGGGAGCGGGCAUGAUGAUGGGCAUGGGGGGCGGCAUGGGGGGCGCCAUGGGGUACCCCGGUGGCGGCGGAAUGCCGCGCGGGGGUCCGGGCGGUGGCGGGAUGCACAUGGGCGGAGGACCGCGCGCGCUGCCGGUGGUGAAGCUGCGCGGGCUGCCGUUCAGCUGCGAGGAGGGCGACGUGGCGGAGUUCUUCGCGGGGCUCGACGUCGUCGACGUGCUCUUCCUGCGCCGCGACUCUAAAUUCUCCGGCGAGGCGCUCGUCGUCUUCGGCAACGCCAUCCAGGCUGAGCUCUCGCUGCAGCGCAACCGCAUGAGCAUGGGGCGGCGGUACGUGGAGAUCUUCCGGUGCAAGCGCGCCGAUUACUACAACGCCGUCGCCAACGAGGUCGCUCAGGACGGCGGACAGUACAAGGGGCCAGAAACCCAAGGGCAUCAAGGGGCGGGGCGCAUGGGGGGGGGAAGGCCGUACCGCGGGUAUGGGGAGGGGGGGGGCGGGGGCAUGGACGGGCAUCCGGCAGUGGAGCACACAGGCGUGCUCAAGCUGCGCGGCAUUCCCUACUCCGCCACUAAACAGGACAUAGUGGCAUUCUUCGACGGCUUCCCUCUGUCCGAGUCCAGUGUGCAUAUAGUAGUGGGGGCGGAUGGCCGCAGCACAGGCGAGGCCUUUGCGGAGUUUGCGUCGCCGGGCGAUGCAGCAGCGGCCAUGGGGCGCGACCGCUCGCGCAUGGGCACGCGCUACGUGGAGCUCUUUGCGUCGUCAAGGGAGGAGGCUGCACGGGGCGUGGCCAAGGCAAAGUGA
Molecule: messenger RNA, 2409 nt
Organism: Closterium sp. NIES-65
Lineage: Eukaryota; Viridiplantae; Streptophyta; Zygnematophyceae; Desmidiales; Closteriaceae
Source: the annotation of a GenBank genome assembly